AUGACGACUUACGAGAGGGCACCGAAGCCUGACAAAGGCACCUUCGUGUGCUUCGACCACAUUCGAUUCAUCGUUGGUAAUGCUAAGCAGGCAGCCUACUGGUACUGCGCAAACUUCGGCUUCGAGCCAUUUGCCUACCGUGGACUGGAAACAGGAAGUCGUCACGUGGCUCAACACGCCGUGAAGCAGAACAAGAUUAUCUUUGUGUUCGAGUCUGCGCUGCUCCCAGGCAACAAAGAAAUUGGCGACCACCUCGUCAAACACGGAGAUGGCGUGAAGGACGUGUGUUUCGAGGUGGAUGACGUCGCGUUAGUCGUAGAGCAUGCGAAGAAGGUUGGCGCAUCCAUUGUGAAGGAUGUAACUGAGGAUUCCGAUGAGCAUGGGACUAUCAAGUACGCAGUGGUGAAAACGUACGGGGACACAAUCCACACCCUUCUGGAAAGGAAAAAUUACAAAGGGUUGUUCCUGCCGGGAUUCAAAUCACACCCACUCGGCAAAACGUUCUUCCAAAGUCUGCCUAGGACUGGAUUGAACUUUGUCGACCAUUGCGUUGGAAACCAGCCAGACCUUGAGAUGAACUCGGCCGUCGAAUGGUACGAAAAAGUGCUGUGCUUCCAUCGGUUUUGGUCCGUGGAUGAUUCGAUGAUCCACACGGAAUACUCAGCACUGCGAUCAAUUGUCGUCACGAAUCACGAGGAGACAAUCAAAAUGCCAAUCAAUGAACCCGCAAUGGGCAAGAAGGCAGUUUCGCAAAUUCAAGAGUACGUGGAUUACUACGGUGGCGCCGGAGUGCAGCACAUCGCUCUCAACACAAGCGAUAUCAUCGCAGCUAUCCAGGCUCUUAGAGCUCGAGGCGUUGAAUUUCUGAGCAUUCCGAAGAGCUACUACGACAACUUAAGGGCUCGUUUACAGGAGGGCAACGUCAAGGUUGCUGAGGACAUGGAUCAGCUACAGAAGCUGCACAUUUUGGUGGACUUCGACGAGAACGGUUACCUCUUACAGAUUUUCAGCAAACCAUGUGAGGAUCGACCGACAUUGUUCCUUGAAAUUAUACAACGACACAAUCAUCAGGGUUUCGGCGCUGGUAACUUUAAGGCGUUGUUCGAAUCGAUUGAGUUGGAGCAGAACGAACGCGGAAAUCUAUUCUACGAAGAUGUUGUGACCGGUGGAAAGAAAUUAUAA
Messenger RNA from Necator americanus (New World hookworm), 1182 nucleotides. RefSeq lists its product as uncharacterized. The record is from RefSeq and is a predicted model, not a curated record. The transcript is spliced from 11 exons. Gene Ontology annotation, molecular function: 4-hydroxyphenylpyruvate dioxygenase activity. Gene Ontology annotation, biological process: L-tyrosine catabolic process. Lineage: Eukaryota; Metazoa; Nematoda; Chromadorea; Rhabditida; Ancylostomatidae. Gene Ontology annotation, cellular component: endoplasmic reticulum membrane; Golgi membrane. Bases 1 to 1182 code for a protein of 393 amino acids.